Molecule: messenger RNA, 10483 nt
Organism: Manis pentadactyla (Chinese pangolin)
Lineage: Eukaryota; Metazoa; Chordata; Mammalia; Pholidota; Manidae
Gene: BOD1L1
Product: biorientation of chromosomes in cell division 1 like 1
Exons: 26
Coding region: 178-9261 (3027 amino acids)
Source: RefSeq, a predicted model, not a curated record
GUUGUCACCGCCUUUUCCUCCCUUCCUCCGGUUCCCUUUCGCUUCCGGGGUUGCUCUGCGUCCUCUGGUUCCGUAACAACAUCCCGUUGGCUUCCCACGGGCGGCGGGACCGGUGCAGCCGCCGCCUCCCAGGAGCGCCCGCUCGCCCGGGCCUGCGCCCUCCCGGCCCAGGCCGCCAUGGCCACCAACCCGCAGCCGCAGCCGCCGCCUCCCGCGCCGCCGCCGCCCCCGCCGCAGCCGCAGCCGCCGCCGCCGCCGCCGGGCCCCGGGGCCGGCCCGGGCGCGGGUGGGGCUGGCGGCACGGGGGCGGGCGCCGGGGAUCCGCAGCUCGUGGCCAUGAUCGUGAACCACCUCAAGAGCCAGGGGCUCUUCGAUCAGUUCCGCAGGGACUGCCUGGCCGACGUGGACACCAAGCCUGCCUAUCAGAAUCUGAGACAACGUGUUGACAACUUUGUUGCAAACCACUUAGCAACUCAUACAUGGAGUCCCCACCUUAAUAAGAACCAGCUAAGAAACAAUAUUCGACAACAAGUCCUCAAAUCAGGAAUGUUGGAGUCCGGUAUCGACCGAAUUAUUUCUCAGGUUGUGGAUCCCAAGAUCAACCACACAUUCAGGCCUCAGGUGGAGAAGGCUGUGCAUGAGUUUUUGGCCACCCUAAAUCACAGAGAGGAAGCAAGUGGCAGCAUGGCUCCCGAUGAUGAGAAGCCAGACCCUUCUGCCGUUACACCAGGUGUUCCUGCUCCUGGACCCAGUGCUAAUGUAGCUAAUGAUGCCAUGUCAAUCUUGGAAACCAUAACUUCUCUUAACCAAGAAGCUAGUGCUGCCAGGGCUUCAACAGAAACAUCAAAUACCAAGACCAGUGAGAGAGUGUCCAAAAAACUCCCAUCUCAGCCAAGUGCUGACACUAGUACUGAGAAGGAGAGAGCUUCAGAGGACACAGCUGACAGAGAGAAGUCUCUGCCUGACUCUAUAGGGGAAGAACAGGAAACAGCACCUAAGUCUGAAGAACUUAGUGAUCUUCCUUGUCAGGUUGAAGAAAUUAAAAAUCACAUGAAAGAGAGUAAUAAUAGUUCAGUUCUGCUAAAUAAAGAUAUUCAACAGGAAAGCAAUGACCAGAAAAAUAAACCAAUCGACAAAGGUGAAAAGAAGCCAGACAGCAAUGAUAAAGGAGAAAGAAAGAAAGAGAAGAAGGAAAAGACUGAAAAAAAAUUGGAUCACUCAAAAAGAACUGAAGAUACACAGAAAGUAAAAGAUGAAAAACCAGCGAAGGAAAAAGAAGUAGAGUGUUCAAAACUUCCUUCAGAAAAGAACAGUAAUAAAACUAAAACCAUCGAAGGGACAAAAGAAGAUUGCUCACUCAUAGAUUCUGAUGUGGAUGGACUUACAGACAUCACAGUGAGCUCUGUCCAUACCAGUGACCUUUCAUCUUUUGAAGAAGACACUGAGGAGGAAGUUGUCGUGUCUGAUAGCAUGGAAGAAGGAGAGAUUGCAUCAGAUGAUGAAGAGAAGAACAAGCAGAGCAAAACAAAAACUCAAACUAGUGAUCCCAGUGAAGGAAAAGCAAAAAGUGUACGGCAUGCUUAUGUUCACAAGCCGUACCUUUACUCGAAGUAUUAUAGUGAUUCCGAUGAUGAGCUUACUGUAGAACAACGGCGACAGUCGAUUGCUAAAGAAAAAGAAGAGAGGCUUUUAAGAAGGCAAAUUAAUAGAGAGAAACUUGAAGAAAAAAGAAAACAGAAAGCAGAAAAGACCAAGUCUUCAAAAGCUAAGAGUCAAGGCAAAAAUAGUGUGGACUUAGAAGACUCAUCAACAAAGAGUCUGGAACCUAAAGCCCCCAGAAUUAAAGAAGUCCUUAAAGAGCGGAAAGUUUUAGAGAAAAAAGUAGCCUUAAGCAAAAAAAGAAAAAAAGACUCAAGGAAUGCUGAAGAUAAUUCUAAAAGGAAACAAUCUGAAGAAGAUUCCAAAGAAACCCCCAAAACAAGUGAGCAUUGUGAAAAGGAAAAACUGUCUUCUUCAAAGGAUUCAAAGCAUGUUCAUGCAAAAAGUGAAUCCAGUAAACCCACCCGAAGACUUUCAGAAUCUUUGCAUUCAGCUGAUGAGAACAAAAAUGAAUCCAAAAUAGAAAGAGAACAUAAAAGACGGACAUCUACCCCUGUUGUGGUGGAAGGGGCACAGGAAGAGACUGACACAAGAGAUGGAAAAAAACAAGUGGAACGCUCAGAAAUUGGCACAGAAGAACCCCAGAAACAGAAAAGCACACUCAAAAAUGAAAAGCAUCUAAAGAAAGAUGAUCCUGAAACAGCACAUGUAAAAAGCCUCCCUAAGAAAGAGGGGAAAUCCUCCAAAGAGAAGCCUGAAAAAGAGAAAACUCCAUCAGAAGACAAAUUGUCUGUGAAACAUAAAUAUAAAGGUGAUGGUAUGCAUAAGACAGGUGAUGAGACUGAGCUCCACUCUUCUGAGAAAGGGUUAAAAGUAGAUGAAAAUAUUCAGAAGCAAAGUCAACAAACAAAACUUUCUUCAGAUGAUAAAGCUGAACGAAAGAGUAAACACAGGAAUGAAAGGAAAUUAUCAAUUUUAGGCAAAGAUGGAAAGCCAGUUUCGGAAUACAUUAUAAAAACAGAUGAGAAUGUUCGUAAAGAAAACAACAAAAAAGAGAGACACACAUCAGCCGAAAAAUCUAAGGCAGAGCACAAAUCAAGAAGAUCAAGUGAUUCUAAAGUUCAGAAAGGUUCUCUGAGUUCCAAGCAACAUGGAAUCACAUUACAGAGAAGAAGUGAAAAUUAUUCAGAGGACAAAUGUGAUAUGGACUCAGCUAGUUUAGAUAUUAGUUCAAAACCAGAAGAUGUUGUUCACAAGGAGAAGCGAAGAACAAAGAGCUUAUUAGAUGAGAAACUUGGAUUGAAGUCUAAAUCAAAAGGCCAAGGCAAACAGUUAAAAGUAGUCGAAACAGAAUUACAAGAAAGUGUCCCAAAACUGGUGACCACUGCAAAACCAGAUAAGGAGAAGAACACAGAAGAAAGUGACCCCGAUAGACAACGAAAGCCUAAAGUUGAGGACAAGCCUCCAGAGGAAACUGGUGUUGAGCCUGUGUUAGAGAGCGCAGCGCCUCCGGCACAUGGUACGCAGAGGGAGUCUGGUCACAGGGCCAAGGCAGCUCUAGCAAAGGAGAGAUACAAGGGCGACAAAGACUCAGCCGCCUUCAGGCUUGAGAGGAAGUUGCCAGAGGGACACAGAAGCAGGAGCUUGAAGCACAGCAGCAAGGAAGCAAAAAAGAAGGAAGAAAAUAAACCAGAUGACAAGGAUGGUAAAGAAGUUGACAGUAAUCAUGAAAAGGCCAGAGGGAAUAGCUCAAUCCUGGAAAAGAAACUAAGCAGAAGGUUGUGUGAAAAUCGAAGAGGAAGCUUAUCUCAAGAAAUGACCAAAGGAGAAGAAAAAUUAGUAGCAAACGCUCUGGGCACUCCCAGUACUUCUUCCUUUCAGAGACCCAAAAAAAGUUGCGAUACCACACUGAUGCCUGAACAAGAGCCGAUGGAAACUGAUUAUGAGCCAGCCAUUGAAAAAGCAUUUGAGGUAUCUAAAACCCAAGACAGCAGCAAUGAUAGUUCUCAGGAAGACGUAGACACUGAAAAUGUUAUGAAACAAAAAGCUACUGCCAUGGUUCUCAAGGAAGAAUUAAGAACUUCCACAGUAGAUUCAAAAACAGCAGCUCCAGCCUGGAAAUCUGGACGUGGCACAGGAGCUGUUAGUACUUCUGAAAAGCAUGCUGACCAUAAAAGCACCCUGACCAAGAAGCCGCACAUCCCAAAUGCUGUGUCCAGACUGAAUCCGGGGGAAAAAGAGCCCACUCAACCAGAAACUCAUGGAAUGAAUGUAGACUGUGAAACCAGUCACCAACUGUUACAUCAUGCCCCAUCAGAAAAUGGUAGGGCACAAAAGAAUUUGAAAAACACGGCCAGACCCACUGAAGAACACGUUGCUCGAGGAGACAGUGCUCUUGUACAUUCCCCAGAUUUAGGUCUCUCACCAUCCUUAAGCUCAGUGACUGUUGUGCCUCAGAAACGAUCUCCUGAUUCAGAUGUAAUUCCCGUAGUUGACAGAAGAACUGAGCUAGAAGGUGGCGCAGCCAGCACCUCACUUGUGGACCGCCCUGAUAUCCCUAAGCAAAGUCUGAUUGUUACCACAGAGUCAGAAGUCCCUGGAACAAGCCAAGAAGGCGGGGCAGUUUCCACAGUAGAUACACCAGCAAAAGCAGGCAUAGAGAGCAAAAGACACAUUCCAAAAAGUUACCAGGUCCCUGUACUGCACAAACAAGAAAAAGUAAACAUGCCUCUUAGUAGCACGUUAACAGAUGUGGUGAUAGAAAAUGAGAAUGUCAACAAAGACGGGGGAUUUGUGGACAUGUCCAGGAAAGAAAGUGACUUAAGUACGGGGCCCAGUUCAAAGCAGACAAUUCAAGCUGCUGUAGAAAAUGGUGAGAAGGAUGACAGUGCUGUUGAUCAUAGAGGCAUGAGUAUGGAAAAAGAUGCUAAAGCUGUUGAACUUAAGCAUAGGAGAGGCCUGGAAAGAACAUCAGUGGAUGUUGAAAGAAGGAAUGAAAACAGUGAGGUAGACACCAGUGCUGGAAGUAAUGCAUCCUCUGCUUUACGCCAUAGAAAUAGAAAAACUGAGAAUGAGAAUGUGGCGACUGGGUCUGAUUCUGCAGAAAAGGCUUCCAUUGCUACCAGCACUGAAGGGAAAGACAAAGGCAUUUCCUUGAACCCAGUGAAAGCACGGCAUGCCACGACCACGUCUUCAGGAACAGCAGACAGUGAAGCUGCCAUGCCUUACGUGAGCACCGAGGCCGAUGAAGGCUUCCUGACAGGCGUCUGUUCUCCCCACAAUCCUCUUCAUGCUGGGGCGGCAACCAGGGACUGCACCGUGUUUGCUGCAGCUGAAGAAGGUGGAGGCAUCGUCACAGAAGGAUUUGCCGAAAGCGAAACUCUUCUUACGAGCACCAAAGAAGGAGAAAGUGGGGAGUGCACGAUGGCUGAACCUGGAGAAAGGGCAGCAGACCCUGUGACUGCUCACACAGUUGCAGUUGAAGACAAUGUCAGUAGUGUUGUAACAGAAGAGAAAGACGAUGCUGUAACCAGUGCAGGCUCCGAAGGAAAAUGUGAUGAUUCCUCGAGUAGAGACUCAGAAGUAGUCGAAGGAACUGUUACUUUUAUUAGUGAAGUUGAAAGUGAUGGAGCAGUAACCAGUGCUGGGACAGAAAUAAGAGAGGGGUCCUUAAGCAGUGAAGAUGUAGAUGGGUUCCAGAGAAAUAUGACGACAGUGGGCCCCAAGAAAGAAACUGAGGGGACAGUGACCUGCACUGGAACAGAAAGAAGUGGCAGCUCUGUCGUGUGCUCAGUGACUGGUGCAGGGCCGCAGGAGGAGCACCUGGUCACGGGUGCAGCGGUGGUCCUGGUAGGUGAUGACACGCCCCCGGGAACGAGCACCACCCAGGAAGGGGAUGGUUCUGUGAACGAUGGCACAGAGGGUGAGAGUGCGGUCACCAGCACAGGGAUAACAGAAGAAGACGGAGAGGAGCUGGCAGGUUGCACCGGCUUGGAAGAGAGCAUCGAAGACUUUGCUCCAAGUUCUGAAUCUGAAGAAAAUGGGGAGAGUGCCAUGGACAGCACUAUAGCCAAAGACGUCACUAAGGUGCCCUUAGUUGCUGCUGGUCCAUGUGAUGACGAAGGCAUUGUAACCAGCACCGGCGCAAAGGAGGAAGAUGAGGAAGGUGAGGGCGUGGUGACGAGUACUGGGAGAGGGAAUGAAGUCGGGCAUAUUUCCACUUGCACAGGGACAGAAGAAGACACUGAGGGGGUGUCCGUCUGUGAAAGUGCAGAAGGGGACAGUCCGACUGGUACGGCAGCAGGGCACGUGGAAGCUGAGGCUGGAGCCGCCAUCACCAAUGCAAAUGAGAGCAACAUUGACAGCAGGAGUGGCGCGGAGGAGGAAAUGAAAGACACAGAGAUCUGCUCCAGUGCGAAAGGGAUUGUGGAAAGCAGCGUGACCAGUGCGGUUUCCGGGAAGGGUGAAGGGGCAUCAGUUCCUGCAGGCUGCGAGGGCCCCAUGACCAGUGCAGCCUCAGGACCAAGUGACAGUCAGCUCACUAGAGAAGAAAAAGUGGAAGAUCUGACUAUUUCCACUGGGCUGGUGGGGGACAGUUACGAGGUACUUGUGUCCGGCGCAGUCCCAGAAUAUGCAGUUCAUCACAUGUCGCCAAGUGAAAAAGAAGAUGAAGGCAUUAUCACCUCUGUGGAAAAUGAAGAAUGUGAUGGUCUCAUGGCCACGACAGCCAGUGACAAUAUCACCAAUCAGACUUGUUUAGCUGGGGUUAAAAGUCAAGGCAAAGGCUUGGUGAUCUCCACCAGUACAACAAAUGACUACACCACUCAACUAAGCAUGAUUGUAGAUGUGGAAGGAGGUCGUUCAGGUGCUCUGAGAACUGAAGAGAAUGUGGAAGGCACCAGGGUAAACACGGGAGAGUUCGAGGCCCCUACGCCCAGUGCAGUGUCGGGGGAUGAGGGCCAACUCACUGCCACGAGGAAUGAGGAGAAAGAUGAGUGUGCCAUGAUUUCCACAAGCCUAGGGGAAGAGUUCGAAGUGCCUAUUUCCAGUGCAACCACCACCAAAUGUGCAGAAGGUCAGCAGCCAGGAGCAGCAGUUGAAGAAAGAGCUAAAGGUCCGAUCGUGGUAACGGAUGACUUCGAGGUGCCAAUGCCCAGCGCACGCACAGAACUUGAAAGUCCUCUGGCCUCGACCAGCAAGGAGGACAAAGAUGAAUGUGCUCUCAUUUCCACCAGCAUAGCGGAAGAAUGUGAAGCCUCUGUUUCUGGUGUGGUUAUGGAAGGUGAAAACGAGAGGCCUGUUACGGUCAUGGAAGAAAAGGACGGGAGCGCGAUCAUCUCCACAAGCUCAGUGGAAGACUGUGAGGGCCCCGUGUCCAGUGCCGUCCCUCGGGAAGCAGUCCACCCCUCAGUCACGCCGGCGGAAGAGGUAAGUGACACCACCGUGAUGUCCACCAGCACCUCAGAAGGACGUGAAGCCGUCAUGAUGGGUGCUGCCCCACAGGACAACAGUCAGCCCACUGUUGCAAGAAUGGAGGACUUGAGUGACGCUGCCAUCAUCUCCACCAGCACGGCCGAGUGUGGGCUGGCUGUCACCAGCCUAGACAGGCAUGAAGAGAAUCAGCUGACUGCCAGCAACUCAGGAGGAAACAAUGACCUGUCAGCCACAAAGGUGAGCAAGCGUAAGGUGAGCAAGCGUGAGGUCCCCAUGCCCAGCCUGAUCGCCGAGAACAGCUGUCAGUGUUCUGGGCCAUUCGCCGGAGGAGAAGCAGCGGGCCCUGCGCUCUCCACAGGGGAAGGCCAGCCAGGUGCUGAGUGUGCACAGGAGAAAGAGAGGCAUGGCAAGGCCUGUCCUGGCAGAGUGCCACUGGCAGGAAGAGCUCUGUGCCCUGUAAGUGCAUCAGAGAAAAGUGUAUCCUUGAGCUCUGUUAAGAAAGAAGAUAAAAGUGAGGCAGGGACUGCAGGGGACAGUGCCGCAGCAAGUUGUUCAGCAGGGCAGGGCUUGGAAAGGAGUGCUGACUCACCUGCAGAUCUCAGAGGGCCAGGACCAGAGCAGCCAUCUGGGCAAACAGCAGAGGACUCCGUCAGUAGUCGCUGUUUAACAGCAGUAAAUACAGGUGCUGAAAAUGUUGAUGACAUGCCCCAAGUCAAAGACACUGCUGCUGCGCAGUCCUCUCUUCUCCCUGACCAGCAGGGGCCUGAGGACAGCUUGAAAACCACCACCGCCGACUGUAUUCAUGGCCAAGAAUCCAAAAUUGCUCCUUCCCAUGCAACAAUCCAUGAUGUAGCUCUGUCAGCUCUGACGUGCGAGCCCGACUUGACUAUAGAGAGUGAGCCAAGUGGCAGACAGACUGUUCAGGGGUCCAGUGAGAAACCCGAUGAUGGUAACAGCGUGCUGAAAUCACUCCAGGAGGAAGGAGACCUCAGGGGCACUGUUUCUUCUGAAGAAAAUUUACGUGCUAUAGGCAAUGAAGAGCUUCCAUCGAAUGUUUUGGGAGGAUUGGGACUGAAAGCCCACUUGAAAACUGAGACACGUGUACCAUCAGAGGAAGUUAAAAACCACGCCGCUGCAGCGCCACCAGCAGGUCCGGGUGGGAGGGAGCAGAGCGGAGGGGCUGACAUACAGAGGGCGCCUUCGCUGGUGAAUGCGUCUCUGAGUGUGGAAAAUUCAGGCUCAAGAACAAAUGAAGAAAUUCAUAGCAAAUCUAACAAAGAAGAGAUAUCCAAAGGUAGAAAAGACAACACAGAAGCCAUGAGAGAUCAUAGUGCUGAAGCAAAUCCUAAAGAGCUUGAAGAGGAAGAAAGGCAAAUGCCUCAAAGAAAAAGAAAGAAGCAUUACCCUUCUUCAGAAGAUGAGCUGGAUGAUAAUCCAGAUGUCCUAGAUUCCAAAAUAGAAACAGCGCAGAGGCAGUGUUCUGAAACAGAACCACAAGAUACAAAGGAAGAGAACUCGGGAGAUUUGGAAGAACUAUCUAAAACAAGUUCUAAGACAAACAGCGCCGCUUCAAGGGCCAUGGCGGAGAAAGACGAAUGUAACAGCAGUGAAGCUGCCGGUGGAAAGCCAGAGCAGAAUGACGACGACAGCUUGAAAUCUCAAGAGGAAGAUCAGCCGAUAAUUAUUAAAAGGAAAAGAGGGAGGCCGCGUAAACACCCCAUAGAAACAGUGUUAAAAACAAAAGAAGACUGCAAAACAGACACUGGCAUUGUCACUAUAGAACAAUCUCCACCAGGCAGCAAACUGAAAGUAAUGCAAACAGAUGAGUCCAGUAAAGAAGCAGCUACCCUCCAAGAAAGGAGUCUAAGCAAUGAUGACGGUGAGGAAAAAACAGUAGCAAGUGUGCGUCGGAGAGGAAGAAAGCCCAAGCGUUCACUCACUCUUUCAGAUGACGCUGAAUCCUCAGAGCCAGAAAGAAAACGCCAGAAAUCAGUUUCUGAAGCAGCUGAAGACAAGAAAGAGCAGGAGUCCGACGAGGAAGAGGAAGAAGAGGAAGAUGACGAGCCCUUAGGAGCCACCACGAGGUCCACCACCAGGUCAGAGGCUCAGAGAUCAAAGGCCCAGCUGUCCCCUUCCACCAAGCGCAAAAGAGAAGUCAGCCCUCCGGGGGCGCGCACGCGAGGCCAGCAGAGGCUGGAGGAGGCCCCCGGAAAGAAGGCAAAGCGGUAGCCCUGCGGCAAGAGGACGGCGUCGGGGCCGCCGGCUUUCUUUUAGCCACGGAAAGGACGUGCAUGUGCUCUCAAGGUCCUAGGUGCAAGCUUGUUCUUGUUAUGUUUUAAACAGCUUUAUAAACUAUUGUUCAUAGAAGAUAUUAUGUACAUUUAUUUCAGAUAAAGAAAAAUAAGUUUACUUUGUAUCUGAACUCAAAACAAAGUAGUUGUAUAUUUUAACAUUGAAAAUUGGGAUUUCCCGAUGUGACAUAUCGCUAAAUGCAAACCCUUCCGGCGCAUCAGACACCAGGCUGCCUACUGGGAAUCUGUGUACAGUAUAUAAACAUGUAAAAAUAGGUUGUAUUUUACUCUGUAUGAUGCUAAUCAAUGAACACUUUAUUUAUUUUACAGAGAAAACUUAUCUGUGAACUUUACUAUAUAUCUGUUUAUUUUAUUUUAUUAUUUUUUUUAAUUAAAAAAGGGGGGUUUUAAAUGCUAUACAGUCAUUAGUAGAAACGUUGUAGGCCUCACCUGCCCUGUAGCUAUCUGAGGAUGAUCUGGCAGGAAAUACGGAAUCUUCUCGCAUGCAUCCAAGUAAAGUAGUUUAGCUCAAGAAAGGGUCUCCGUUGCUUUUCUGUUCACCCCUAUGACUGUUUUUUAAGAACAUAACUUGUUUUUAGCUUAUACGUGAAUCUGUGACUUUACUACCAGCCCCACUGGCGCACGAGGUUGGGGUUCAGGUAAAGUCACGUCCUGUCACCUGCAGCAGAAAGCCCUGUCGUGUCCAUUCCUCUCUGCUGUUCUGAGGCUUCUACGCUUAUUUCCAUACUGUCUUUUUCAGUGAAGAGAAAUGCAUUGAAGUUUAGGCCACUGCUGUCUGUCGAGCUUCAGGAUUUUAUGUUAUUUUAUACACAGUUAUAGAAACUGGCUCUAUUGCCAGAUUCUUUUUUAAACAUAUUUUAACUCCCAUAUGAGCAAACUGUCCAACUUAAGUUUUUCAUAAGAUUAAACUUUUCUUAAGAUCAAAUUUGUCUCUAGCAAUAUGAUGAGUUGCCAAACAAUUGAGAUUAUUUUAAAAUGUUCAUAUUCUUGUUUUAUAAUUAAAAUGUAUUCAGUGUGAAUUUUUUUUUUGACUCUUAAUGUAAGGUGGAUAUUUCUGUCAUUUUACAUGGUUUCUUACUGAGAUUUUAUAUAUAAAUUAUAAAAUGUUUCCCAAAACUUGAGUGGUAAGAAUUUUUUUU